Myxocyprinus asiaticus (Chinese sucker) is the source of this 2365-nucleotide messenger RNA. It is a transcript of the gene plekhs1.1, whose product is annotated as pleckstrin homology domain containing S1, tandem duplicate 1. The transcript has 14 exons. Gene Ontology annotation, molecular function: protein binding. The coding region runs from base 87 to 1211 and encodes 374 amino acids. Lineage: Eukaryota; Metazoa; Chordata; Actinopteri; Cypriniformes; Catostomidae. The record is from RefSeq and is a predicted model, not a curated record.
CUUCCUUAAGAACUAACAUGACAUGCACAUUGUGAUAACAGGACACUGUUUUUACUUUGACACCUACCCACGGCAACAUCAUCCAAAUGAACAACAAAGGAAAAUCAGCUGAGGUGGAGGAAGUAUGCGCAGGAUUCCUGUACAAGUCCCCUCCUCCUGGCCUCACAAGAAUUAUGAAAUCAUGGAAGCACCGCUUCUUUGUGCUUGCAAAGACAAGUGACGGCACCCAUGAGUUAAGAUACUACAAGACUAUUGACAGAGACAGACCAAUAAAAUCCAUAGAGGUUUCCACCAUCACAUUACUGUACACUCGGCCUGAAGUCCAUCCAGCUUUUGAAUGGAUCUGUAAAAGCUUCAAGUGUUCUCCAGCCUCUGUGCUGUUCAUGAAGGUAGACGAUCCAGCAGACAAGAGCCAGAGAGAAUAUAUCUUCAUUGGAGAAAACAGUGAGGAGAUUGAUAGAUGGUUCAAUGCUUUAUUUGGGGCACUGAAGCAUACCAAAACUGUGACAGAAUCCCAAUUGACUAAGCAAAAUUUCAGUGACACUGAACAGGUAACUCAUAAACAUCCUGUCCAUAAAAGUAAAGAUGAUUAUAGGCCCCCACUGCCACCAAGGAGGGUGUCAGCACCCUCAGAUAUUAGCACUCCAUCUGCAUUAGAGGGAAAGCAGGACAUGCUGAUGGAUGAGAGUGCAGGGGAAAGCGGUGGGGACUUCAAGAUGUCAUCAGGGGAGAGUGAGGUCGGAACUUCUGAAGACAGUCUGUUGGAUUGCGUCACACAAGCUUUUAAAAUUCUACAGACACCAGAGGUGCAAAAAACAGAUGGACUAAGAAUGAAUAAAGAACAUGCAAGGAAAUCAUCCCUCCACUUCAAUGGAAAAUGUGCCUCCGCCAAGUUGAAUGGGACAGCUCCAGACAAGAGUGACACGCACACCGCUGUUGAGAAAGAGAUCUGUGUACGUCAUGACGAUCUGAACAGCUUGAUCUUUACAGAGGAAUCAGGCAAACCAUGUGUGUCUGAGUGUAGGCAGAUUGAGGUCUUGUGUCCAUUACAUAAGGGUGAUCAGAUCUUGGCUGUCAAUGACCUGUUAACAGACUCCGUGGAGGAGAUACACACAUACCUAAGAAGGCUUAACAAGGAUCAGGUAAAACUGACCAUUCGACGGUUCCCGGGUUCUAUUCCUUUGUGCUCUGAAUCCUGUCCAUCAAACUGAGGACACGGACAACAUGGAAAUGUUUUUACAAUGGCUGGAACCAUGAGCACUUCUUGUCACUCUGGAUAAGAGCAUCAACUAAAUGCCUUAAAAUGUUAAAUGUAAAUGAUCAGGAUUGAAUUAAUCAUCUCUAUUCUUCCAGUCAACAAAUACUUUCUUUUAUUAGUCCAUUAUUCUUCAUUUCUCAUGAAAUCAAUGUGAGUUUCUCUCAUGUGUAUUUUAUUCCCCAAAUAGCACUGUUGUGGAGAUCAGCAGACAAGCAGUUAGAAUGAGAUUAUGAAAAGGUGCUGGGAUGAUUGUAUUUUAACUUCUACUCUAUCUUGUGGUGAUUCCUGAAAACUGCAGUGUACUACACUCAUGAAACUGCACUUUUUAUUAGAGGCUUAAAACAAGAUGAUCUUACAUGGUCAAAGGAACUACCGGUAACUGGUUGUCAUUAAGUAUCUCUUCUUUUGCGGUGUACAUUAAGUAGCUAAGAAUUAGAGAGCUUGACAUGCUAUUUUUAAAACCAAUUUGGGUGUUUACUACAUCUUUACUACCAGUACAACUAGCAUGUAAAGCAUAUAUCAGAGAAAUCAAAUUCUUAAGAGGAUACACUGUGAAGUCCUAUUAUUAUGUGAAAAUAGGCCCAAGAUGAAAUGCAAUUUGUACUGUAUGGUAUAAAAUGACAUGGAAGUUAGGAAAUAAAUAGACAAAUGUACAAUUUAUGAAAGAAAAAAAAUGAAAUGUUAGUUUUAAAAAAUUUAAUAAAAAAAUAAAAAAAACUAAAUGUUGAAAUAACAUUACUGAUCUAUUUCCAAGUAUUUUUACUACUGUUUUUGUGUACUAACACUACUGUAUUUUGUUCAACAAUAUUAUAUUGAACUCUCUGACAGUUCAGCUGUUGUGUACUUAGCCAUGGCAUUUAAUUGCAGUAUAUUCUGUAAGCACAAGGUGGCGCACUGACACAAAGGCUGAUCUUUUUUUUUUUUUAUUGGUCUCAAAUACUGAUUACUGCCAUUCAGCAUAACAGAUUAUCAGAUAUUUUAUUAAAUGGGUCUUGCAAGCAAUAUGUUCUUUUUUUAUAUAAACUGAUUGUUGUGAUGUAUUAUAAUUUUCUUUUUUACUUGAUAUCUAUACAAAAUGUAACUUGUCUUGCAAUAAAAUUGCACUAA